Messenger RNA from Exophiala spinifera, 1422 nucleotides. RefSeq lists its product as uncharacterized. The transcript has 2 exons. The record is from RefSeq and is a predicted model, not a curated record. Bases 1 to 1422 code for a protein of 473 amino acids. Gene Ontology annotation, biological process: regulation of transcription by RNA polymerase II; endoplasmic reticulum unfolded protein response; phospholipid biosynthetic process. Gene Ontology annotation, cellular component: endoplasmic reticulum; nucleus. Lineage: Eukaryota; Fungi; Ascomycota; Eurotiomycetes; Chaetothyriales; Herpotrichiellaceae. Gene Ontology annotation, molecular function: transcription corepressor activity.
AUGGAUUCACAGUCGCCGAAUCCUCCUUACGCCGUCCCUCCUCCAUUCUCCCCUCCUCUGCCCGCCAAACGCUCCUCCACCGACACGCACAAACCCACCUCGGUCGACGUCGACAUGAUGAGGUCAGAAGAGCGCUCGACGAGAGCCGCCAGUGUAUUAUCUGGAAUGUCUGCAGAAGAUAUGGAGGCUGCCGAAACUCUCAGCGGCCUGCACCAGAAGUAUCAUUCGCCCUCACACUCCCAGCCUGCUCCAACUCUUGUACAAACGCAAACCACUUUCGGCUCCGACCAGCCUGAGCCCCUUCUCCGUCUCUUCACCAGUCAGUACCCACUCGCCGGAAGUCUGAUCAACGGCUCGCUGUCGGCCUACAAAACGACGCAGUCAUACAUUCCAGGUGCCGAAUGGACAGAAAGAAAUGUUGGUCUCCCAAUAGCAGGCACAGUAGCCAGAAUAUCAGGCGUCGAGGGAGGGUUGCGAUGGGCUCUACAGCCGAAGCGCGGAAGCAGGUCUUCGACGGCUGCACCACAGACACCAGACGUGGAAAAGGGUUGGGCAGAUAUUGCUCCAAACGGCACCCAGCGGUCGAGUGGUGACAUGACAUACAGUGAGACACUACCUGCUUAUAACCCUGGCGAUCGGUCACCUCCAUACUCUGAGAAUCAAGUUGCGCUACAGUCCCGCGAUCAGCAGUCGCCCGCGAAUUGGCGACAUCAGCUUGUCAUUUCGACCAGCGGCCUCGGCAUUGCCAUGAGCGACGAGUCGAUCCGAAGUCUGCGUUACUGUCUGAGCUGGCUCCGCUGGGCAAACGGCCGACUGGACGAGGCCAUUCAGAAUUUGAAGAACUUGCUCCAGAGGUGGGACGAAGGAGCCACUCCCAACGAACAAGCGUCGCCAAUGUCGGUGGCGAGCAUCACAAAUUCGUCAGAGGAACAACGACAGGCGGCGUUGUUGGCGCGGAUUUCUGCCUUGAAAGCCGAUGUCCUUCAAACACUGAAGCACGUGGUUGGCAUCGUGUCCAACUAUGCCGGCGGUGCUCUUCCACAGAACGCCAGAGACCUCGUGCACAGACAUCUGAUCAGCUUGCCCCAGAGAUUCAACCUCGCCAACAUGUCCGACAACGACUCAUCGAACGGUACCGAUGGAAGCAUGUCGGAAGCCGCCAAGAGCGGAAGACGAGUCAUGGUCCUCGCGCAAGAGGGUCUUGACAUGAUGACACAAGUCAGUCGCGUCGUCAACGACACCUUGGUUAGUGCCGAGGGAUGGUGCGAGAGACUCGGUCGCCGGGCGGCCAGUGGUCAGCCACAGUCUCAGAUCGGAAGUAUCGAUGAGAAAAUGGACACUGAUGACCGACAACGCAGUGUGAGGAGUGAGACGCUACCCCUGAUGGACGCUGAAAAGGGUGACGUGAACAUGCAAAUGUAA